This is a messenger RNA of Oryza brachyantha (malo sina), 1820 nucleotides long. RefSeq names its product berberine bridge enzyme-like Cyn d 4. The record is from RefSeq and is a predicted model, not a curated record. The coding region runs from base 62 to 1744 and encodes 560 amino acids. NCBI's taxonomy places the organism in Eukaryota, Viridiplantae, Streptophyta, Magnoliopsida, Poales, Poaceae. The transcript has 2 exons. Gene Ontology annotation, molecular function: oxidoreductase activity; FAD binding.
AAGGUCGAGCAGGUGGGUAGGGUGCUCAAGGCCCCAGCGCUGCGGCGCGAGCAAGAAGACGAUGGAGCCAAGCCGCACGCGCCUCCUCCUCCUCCUCCACCUCUCGCUGCUCGCCUCCCCGUGUUCCGCGCGGUGGCGAGACGGUGGAGGAUAUGGCGGUGGCCUGCGCGAGAGCUUCCUGCGGUGCGUCGCGCGCCGUUCGCCGGCGACCGCGGACCCGUCGCGGCUCGUGCACGCGCCGGGGGACGACAGCUACCAGUCGCUGCUCAACUCCACCAUCCAGAACCUCCGCUUCGCCUCGCCGCGGACGCCCCGGCCGGCGCUGGUGCUCACGCCGGGGACCGUCGACGAGGUGCGGGCGUGCGUCGUCUGCUGCGGCGAGCACGGGCUGACCGUCCGCGCGCGCAGCGGCGGGCACGACUACGAGGGCCUCUCGUACCGCUCCGGCGGCGUGGGGGUCGCGUUCGCGGUCGUCGACGUCGCGGCGCUCCGGGCGGUGCGGGUCGACGCGGCGAGGGGCGUGGCGCACGCCGAGCCGGGGGCCACGCUCGGGGAGCUCUACUACGCGGUGGCGGAAGGGAGCGGCGGGCGGCUCGGGUUCCCCGCGGGCAUCUGCCCCACGGUCUGCGUCGGCGGGCACCUCAGCGGCGGAGGGUUCGGCCCGAUGAUGCGCAAGUACGGCCUCGCCGCCGACAACGUCGUGGACGCGGAGGUGGUCGACGGCGCGGGGAGGCUCCUGGACAGGGCCGCCAUGGGGGAGGGCCUCUUCUGGGCGAUCAGGGGCGGCGGCGGCGGCAGCUUCGGCAUCGUCGUUUCCUGGACCGUCACCCUCGUCCCCGUCCCGGCCGUCGUCUCCGCCUUCACCGUCCACCGCCUCCUCCUCCGGCGAGGCGGCGACGACGAGCAAGCCCUCCUCCGCCUCCUCACCAAAUGGCAAGCCGUGGCGCACGCUCUCCCGGACGACCUGUUCGUCAAGGCGUCCAUCGAACCCAAACCCACCAACGACGCCAACGUCUCGACCCUGCGGCCAUUGGUGACAUUCAAAUCACUCUUCCUCGGCAAUUGCAGCGACAUGAUCGCCCAAAUCCACCACCAUCUGCCCGAACUCGCCGUCAAACCAAGCGAUUGCAAACAGAUGAACUGGCUGCAAUCCAUGCUCUACUCCUACGGCUACACCAAUGGCCCGCCACCGGAGAUCCUCCUCGACAGAACACUGCAACCCAAGGACUACUACAAGAUCAAGCUUGACUACCUAACCUCCCGGAUUCCACAAACCGGGCUCGCCGAAUUGCUCACGAAGAUCGUCGAGGACCAAGACGGCUCCAUCGACAUCGACCCGCAAGGUGGCUUGAUGAGCCGCAUACCGGAGUCCGGCACGCCGUAUGCUCACCGGAGAGGGUACCUCUACAAUGUGCAGUACUCUGUGAAAUGGGGAGGUGACAAGAAUGUGUCCCAUGAGGAUGACCACCUGGGGUGGGUGAGGGGGGUGCAUGAGCUGAUGACACCCUAUGUGAGCAAGAACCCCAGGGCUUCAUACAUCAACUUCAGGGACCUGGACCUGGGGCAGAAUGUGGAGGGCAGCACAGGGUAUGAGGAGGCCAGGUUGUGGGGGGAGAAGUACUUCAGGGGGAACUUCAGGAGGCUGGCCAUGGUGAAGGGCCAGGUGGAUCCUGGGCAGCUGUUCUGGAGUGAGCAGAGCAUUCCUCCUCUUGUUGUGGAUGGUGAACUGGUUUCAGAUAGUUGAUGGUUCAGUUGCAGUUUGAUGUAUAGGGAUUUUGUGAUUUUCAGUAUAUAUUUGCAAUCAUGUGUGCUAGAAAGUA